AGUCUGAAAAUCUGACGACGGUCGACCGACGUCAAUCAAAUCUUAUCAGACAAUUUUUAUGUUGCAAUUUGCCCUGUGUUCUAUUUUCUGUUUUUCCCCAAUCUCGCGUGGUACGCUAACACAACUCCUUAAAUUCACUUCGGUGUUUCAAUCUGUAUUGGCUGUGGUUUACUGAUUUUCCUGUAUUUUAAUUGAUAUUUUUUUAUAUAUUCUUUAACUGAACUCUGUUAAUGCAACUCAAAGCUUUUACCACAGUCCUUAAUAUGAACUCCUUGGGGAUUAUCUUGUUCUUUCUCAGUACUUGUUGCUUCUCUGGUUACACCUGUGCUGCCGUAACAGAUAUACCAGAUGUAGUUAUUAACAAUGUAACAGAUCCCAAUAUUCCUCCUGUCACGAAGGUUGAUCCACCAAUUUCUCCCUCUCCUACUACUCCAGUUAACCCUACAAGCGUGCCUCCUACCAGUUCAAGCUCAACAACUAUUCCACCUACUACAACAACCCCUUCAACAACCCUUGCACCUACUUCCACGCAAAAGCCAUCAUCAACUUCAAGUCCGGCAACUACUACAACUACUGCAUCUACUUCAGUGAAACCAACGAUAUCUCCUACUACACAGGUGCCGAGCUCCACCACUGCUCCCAUCACUUCCACAGCUGCUCCACACCAUGAUUCUAGGAAGUUUGAUGGACCUAGUUUUAUGGGAGGAAUCAUAUUAGCCCUGGGAUUAGUAGCCAUUGGCUUUGUUGCAUUCAAGUUCUACAAGGCUCGUACGGAAUUAAAUUAUCACACCCUUUAGACUCCAAUAUUAUAAAAUGGAUAAAGGUGAGUUCAAUGCGGGCAUUUUUAAAUGUAAUUAUUAAGUAAAUAUGACUAUAAACUGUUAUUUGGAAUUGUCUUAUAAGAAAAUUUAUCUAUUAUUUAAAACUCUAAUCUAACAUUUAUAAACUAAUGGUAACUAUUUCGUUUUUUUGUAAUAAUUUGCUUGAUGUUUAGCUAUUAUAUAGUAUAAAAGGUAUCGUGCUUUAACACAUAAUGCUAAAGAUAAGAAACACGUAAUUCAUAUAAAAUUUAAUUUUUUAAGAUAUAUGUUGUAAAAUUUAUUCAAAUAUGCUGUUUUUAAUAGUUACCAAGUAUCGACUAAUUAACUGCUUAUUUAGUAGUUACGCUUUAUUUACUCUUAUUACUUAAAAAUUACAAACUUAACUCUUAAGAAAAAAGAAAAUUACUCUUAAGAUCGUAAAUAACUAUACUUAAAAAAGCAGAAUAUUUGAAAAAAAACUGCUUGAACAUUUAAAACAUACUGCACGUGCCUAAUAUCAAAUACGUUUUAUCUAUUAAAAAAAAAAACAAGAUGCUUUGGCAUCAAUUAACACUAAUAUAAUUUUAUCACCUAAAUAUGCAACAGGUUAAAAGUCAAAUGCGUUACGUAUGGUAGCAGUUUGUUUUGAUCGUGUAGCUUAUUCUACUUAAUAUACUAGCGGGUAUUUUAGUUACAUUGUCUAAAAAUAAUCAUACCUUUUGAUCCAGUUUGUGUAUUUUUGAAAUAUUUUAUGGUUUGUUUAAAUAUGUGUUUUGAAUAAUUUUAUGAUUAACAUUUCUAUUUUAGAAAUAUUAAUAAAGCUUUCUCGAAUUUUAUAUAUUUUACCUUAUCGAAUAUUAUUUUAAUUUCUGAUAUUGUAUGUGAUAUUUUUUAGAACGUUAUAGUGAUAUAUCUUCGUAUUUUUUCGAUCUGGUUUGCAUUUAUACAUUAAAAAAUAACUAAAAAAAUUAUAUGCACACAUUUCUUUAAUGUUAAUAUCGGUGAUCAGUAAGGCUUAGUAACCAUAUAACUUCUUUUAAAAAAAGUAUAACUUUUGUAUAAAAAUAUUUGCUUUUGUCAUACGUUUAUACUUACUUUUGUUCUAUUAUUAAAGUUUAGAUUUAAUGAUUCUGAUUGAACUAUCGGCAAUGUAUCAAAAACUUAAUUUUAUUAUUCGUAUGAUAUAUGGGAGCAGUAACUUAACAAUGAUUAAUUCUGUCCUUUGAAAGUGCUCUUAAGUAGGGGGUAGCUAUUAAUAUGUUAGUUGAAUUUUACAUAAGCUGUGUAACUAGUCUCAUAAAGUAAGUCGUAAUUAAUAUAAGACUUCAUUAGAUACUUAAAUCCCUAAUGUAUUGUUAAAAUAUAAUAUUCUAACAGAUCAUUAUUAAUAUAAAACAAAUUAAUAAAAACCUCGAAUAUAAUACUUCUGGCAUCUAAAUAUAAAAUGAGGUCUGUUCCAGUGUUAUGAGUUAGUCAUAAAAUAUGAAUUUAUAAUAAUAUAAGUCAAUAUAAUUUUUAUCGUAGUAAGUUUUUUUGUAAUUGUAGGUGUCAUUCAAGAAAAUGCGUUUAUACAUAAAAUACUGUGUUAGAUUCCUUAUGAGAUGUUAAUAAAGUACAUAUAUGCAAUUUUCAAAUGAAAUAAACACCACUAUUAAAUUUGUAAGUAAAAGCUACGAAUAACAAAU
Anthonomus grandis grandis is the source of this 2485-nucleotide messenger RNA. RefSeq names its product sialomucin core protein 24-like. Bases 231 to 797 code for a protein of 188 amino acids. Gene Ontology annotation, cellular component: cytoplasmic vesicle. The transcript has 4 exons. NCBI's taxonomy places the organism in Eukaryota, Metazoa, Arthropoda, Insecta, Coleoptera, Curculionidae. The record is from RefSeq and is a predicted model, not a curated record.